Messenger RNA from Canis lupus familiaris (dog), 1032 nucleotides. It is a transcript of the gene OR55B1, whose product is annotated as olfactory receptor family 55 subfamily B member 1. Bases 1 to 1032 code for a protein of 343 amino acids. Lineage: Eukaryota; Metazoa; Chordata; Mammalia; Carnivora; Canidae. Gene Ontology annotation, molecular function: G protein-coupled receptor activity; olfactory receptor activity. The transcript has a single exon. Gene Ontology annotation, biological process: G protein-coupled receptor signaling pathway. Gene Ontology annotation, cellular component: membrane. The record is from RefSeq and is marked inferred.
AUGGGUGAAGAUGGAAAUACCAGCACCUUCAACAUCUCCUACACCAACUUCUUCCUGGUGGGCUUCCCUGGAUUCCGAGAGUGGCGACCUCUCCUGGUCCUGCCCCUUACCUUCCUAUAUGUGACCGUCAUCUCAGCCAAUGCCCUGGUCAUCCACACAGUGGUGGCCCAGCGGAGCCUGCAUCAGCCCAUGUACAUGCUCAUCGCCCUGCUCCUGGCUGUCAACAUUUGUGCUGCCACUGCCGUGAUGCCCAAAAUGCUGGAGGGCUUUGUGCAUUAUGCUAACCCCAUAUCACUGCACAGCUGCCUAGCCCAGAUGUUCUUUAUCUACUUCACUCUUCUUCUGGACUACAAUCUCCUGCUGGCCAUGGCCCUAGACCGCUAUGUCGCCAUCUGUCACCCACUCCGCUAUACUGACCUAAUGACCUCUCACCUGCUUGGUGUGCUGGCCAUUCUUGCCCUGACACAGAGCCUGGGAGUGGCAGUGCCUUUGGUAGUGCUAACAUCACAAGCUCGAUUCUGCCGGACAAUGGUGAUUCCACACUUCACCUGUGAGUACAUUGCACUGCUGAGCAUAGCUUGUGGAGACUUGACUUUCAACAAUAGGUUGGGACUGGCCAUGCGGUUGGUCACUGUGACCUUUGAUCUCGCCCUGCUAGGGACCUCCUACACCCGCAUCAUUUAUGCUGCCUUUCGGAUCUCUUCUGGGGGAGCCCGAGCUAAGGCCUUGCACACAUGUGGCUCCCACUUACUAGUCAUCCUCACUAUCUACCUCUCUGGUCUCUCCACUUCCAUUGUUUUCCGGGUAGCCAAGACUGUGUCUCAGGAUGUCCAGAACCUGCUCAGUGCCAUCUACUUGCUGCUCCCAGGCACCUUGAAUCCUGUCAUUUAUGGGGUGAGGACCAGGGAGAUCCGGCAACAUGUGGAAAAGAUGCUCUUUAGCAAGAUAUCAGCCCAGGAAGUUGGGGAGAAGCCAGAGAGAAUGCAAAAUAUGAGGGGAAAUUGCCAGGGUGAGAGGACUUUAUCAACUUGA